Molecule: messenger RNA, 16994 nt
Organism: Monodelphis domestica (gray short-tailed opossum)
Lineage: Eukaryota; Metazoa; Chordata; Mammalia; Didelphimorphia; Didelphidae
Biological process (GO): regulation of transcription by RNA polymerase II
Molecular function (GO): RNA polymerase II cis-regulatory region sequence-specific DNA binding; DNA-binding transcription factor activity, RNA polymerase II-specific
Source: RefSeq, a predicted model, not a curated record
AUCCGGAUCCAGCGGGGCGGCCGUGACUGGACCUGGGGCCGAGGCAGGGCUUUGCCAGCCCCUCCGCGGGCGCCGGGAGGCAGUUGGGGGAGGGGGCGGGGCUGAUCCAGCCCCUUCAUGUUCACCUCCGAACCCGCUAGGGGAGAAGCAACUCUCGGGAGCCUGGUCAGGGGGCAGCGGAGGUGCCCGCGCCCCCAUGCCAUGGAAGGAGCCCCGAUCUCGGGCCCUGAGGAAAUGCCAGCCCGCUCUCCCAUCCCCCACCUGAUGACCGGCCCCCCCUCCAGGGCCCCUUAUUCCCCAGUAACCCCCCCAGCAGUAACCCCCAACUCAGCCAGUGCAGCUUCGGAGUGGAAGGAAGCCAAAGAUUACGUCAGAGGGGGCGGGGCUUUCCCCGGCCAGUCCAAGGCCCUUCCCACCCCGAGGCACCCGGUUCCCCCCUGAGGCCAGGGAAGGCCUGGGAGCCCCCCUGAGCCCUCCCCCCAGGCGCCCACAGAGGAAGUCUAUCCCCUCGGGGUUGCCACCCCCUGAAGUACCCCAGGGUGGCCCCGCAGAGAGCCCGCAGCCAGAGGAAUGGCCCCCGGGACCCCGAGGCCCCCCUCCCAGGGAUCAGUAACAUUCCAGGAUGUGACUAUGGACUUCACACAGGAGGAGUGGCGCCUGUUGGAUCAUUCUCAGAAAGAGCUGUACAGGGAGGUCAUGCUGGAGAAUGUGCAAAAUCUUCUCUCUGUGGGGCUUCCAGUUCCUAGAGAAAAUUUUAUCUCCUGUUUUCAGCAAGGGAAAGCACCAUGGCUACUAGAGCAAAAAGGCCCAAGAAGCUUCUGUCCAGAGGCUGAGACUACUUUUGAAGUGAAGGAGAUAACUACAAAGCUUAGCCUUUUUGUGGAAGGAUGUGGCCCUCAGAGAUGCAUGAAUGGGAGUCCUCAUUACUUCAUUUUGGGAAAAAUCAUUGACUCUAAUAUCAAUAUUAAAAAAAAUUUAAAGAAUGACUGUGAAAUUGAUGAAACUGCAGAUAAAUUCACCCAAUAUUCAGUCUUAAAUCAGUAUAUGAAAUUGACCUCAGGAAAUGACUGUUGUCAGGAUAGUGAAUAUAGCAAAUGCUUUCCUGAUGAAAUAGGACUUAUUCAGUCACCCAAAACACCUCCUAAAAGGCCUACGUAUCAAGGUAAGCUAGGGAGAAUGGCUUUGGGCUGGAGUUUAGACCUCAUUAGACAUCCAAAAAGUAAACCUGUAGACAUGGUUUCUGUGAAUAAUAAAGGUGGCAAAACUAGUCAGAACUCUGACCUUGCUGCACAUCAAAUAAUGCACUGUGGAAAGAAACUUUAUGACUGCAAACAUUGUGGAAAGGGUUUCACAGUGAGGGGAAGUCUUUCUAGACAUCAGACAGUCCACACUGGAGAGAAACCUUAUGAAUGUAAAAAGUGUGGGAAGACUUUCACACAGAGGAGCCAUCUUGCUAAACAUCAGAGAAUCCACAGUGGUGAGAAACCUUAUGAAUGUAAACCAUGUGGAAAGGCUUUCACACAGAGGGGCCAUCUUGCUAAACAUCAGAGAAUCCACAGUGGUGAGAAACCUUAUGAAUGUAAACAAUGUGGAAAGGCUUUCACACAGAGGGGCCAUCUUGCUAAACAUCAGAGAAUCCACACUGGAGAGAAACCUUUUGAAUGUAAACAUUGUGGAAAGGCUUUCACAGAAAGGGGCUCUCUUACUACACAUCAGAGAAUCCACACUGGAGAGAAACCUUAUGAAUGUAAACAGUGUGGAAAAGUUUUCACACAGAGAGGCUCUCUUGCUACACAUCAGAGAAUCCACACUGGAGAGAAACCUUAUGCAUGUAAACCAUGUGGAAAGGCUUUUAAAUGGAAGGGCUCUCUUGCUGCACAUCAGAAAAUCCACACUGGAGAGAAACCUUAUGAAUGUAAACACUGUGGAAGAGCUUUCACACGGAGGGAUUCUCUUGCUGUACAUCAGAGAAUCCAUACUGGAGAGAAACCUUUUGAAUGUAAACAAUGUGGAAAGGCUUUCACUCAGAGGGGCUCUCUUGCUGCACAUCAGAAAGUCCAUACUGGAAAGACCUCAUGUAUAAAAUGAUGUGGAAACAUUUUCACUUAGCGAGGCUAUUGCAGCACAUUUGUCAGUCCACACUGGAGGGAGAGACAGUAUGAAUAUAAACAUUAUGGAAAGGUUUUCAGGGUGAGGAGUAAUUUUGCUAAGCAUCAGAUCAUCCACAUUGGAGCAAAACUGUAUCAAUGUCAUUUGUUUGGUUCCGCUUUCAUAUAAAGGUCCACAGUUGCUUCCUGUCAAAAAAUCUUCACUGGAGAGAAACCUCAUGAGUGCGACUGAUCUUAUAGUUGGCACUCUUAGCUUAUUUGACAUAAGAAGAUCCACACUAGCAAGAAACUUUAGGAAUAUGAUGAAUGGGAUAAGGCCUUCAGACAACAACUAUCUCUUAUUCCAAAUGAGAAUUCCCUUUGGAUAGAAAUUUUAUUACUGCCAUGAAUGAAAAAAGACAUUGAAAUGGAGAGUCCAGAGCUUGUUCAGUUUGAGAAAAUGCCUUCUGAACAGACCAGUUCCAGAUGAAUUCCCUGUGGGAAGACUUUCAUCCAGAGAUCAUAUCUCUUACUUCUUAUCAUAGGAUUCAUAGUACAGAAAAAUCUAACAAUUGCGCUCAAGUUGUAUGUGUUUUCCUCAGGAGGAUCACUAUUAUUUAGAGAAAUGUGAAUUGUAAUAAGUCUGAGGGACCACCCCACAUCUAUUAGAUUGGCGAUGAUGACAGAAAAGGAGAAAGGCAAAAGUUGGAUGCGAUGUAGGAAAUUGAGAUACUAAUGAACUAUGGGGGUAGUUGUGAACUGAUUCAACCAUUCUGGAGAGAGCAAUUUGGAACUAUGUCAAAAGGGCAUUAAGAAACCAAAAGUGUGUAUAUAUAUAUAUAAAUCACUUAAAGUUGCUCUUUUUGGGGAGAUGAAAGAUUUGGAAAGUAAGAGGAAGCUCAUGAAUUGGGAAAUGGCAGCAUAUGAUUAUAAUGGAAUACUAUUGUUUUAUAAUUAAUGAGGAGAAGGAGUACCUCAGAAAAACCUGGAAAGACUUGGAAUCUGAUGCAGAUUGAAUUUAGCAACAACAGGAGAACAUUGCACAUUGUGAUAGCAAUAUUGUAUGCAAAACUACCGUGAAUCGAGCAAUUCUCAGCAAUACAAAGAUAAAAAAUAAUCCCAAGGUAAUCAAUAAAAAAUUUCAUCUGUUUCCAGAGAAAGAACUGAUGGAAUCUGAAUCCAGACCAAAGAUAAAUUUUUUCACUUCUUAAAUUUUUGUUUUGUUUGUUUGGGUAUAGUUCUACAGAAGGAUCAUGAUGGAAAAAUGUUUUAAUAUGAUUCCAUUAGCAAAAUCUAUGUAAGAUUUCUUAACAUCUCUUGGACAUGGGGGAGAAAAUGUAAGUCUCAAAAUUUUUUUUAAAUGUUAGAUAUUGUUUUUACACAUAAGUGUCAAAAAUAAAAUAUGAAAUGAUGAAAGAGUAGAGUUGUAUGAUCAGUAGUGAACAGAAGGUAUAAAGGGACUGAUUACAGAAAGACUUCAACUUGAGCUCAUACUUUACGAUACACUGGAUACCUUAGGCAGAAGAUAAGAUUCAGUGUCUCUAAUUCACCAGGAAGGGCAUUUCGCUGUAGCACAAACUUCAUAGAUGUCCCACAGAGGAGCCCUCAUUAAACCCCAAAUUCCAUACUGUUUACAAAAUACUACAAGGAUAGGACUUCUUCUCUGAAAUUGUAGUGCUUGUCAUUCUUCCUCACGGUUUAUUGGCAUUCAUCUAUUACAGUUUUUUUAGCCAUUCUGUAGUUAAUUGGCACUUACUAGUUUCCUGUUUUUUGCUGGCACGUAUAGUUCUUUACCAAAGAAACAAAAUAAGAAUGCAUGGGGAAGAUGUGGAAGGGUUGGGAACCUGAUGGCUACUGUUCAGGCCAUUCUAUCCAAGCACUCUGACUCAUGUUGCAGUUGGCUGAUUUCUGGGGCUGUGCAGAAGUCCAACAACCCUUCUGAUGAAGUAAUGAGGGAGGAUUUUAGGUCAUUUAAAAUAUCAACCGAUGAGGACUCAGAGAACAUCCUACAGUUGAGCUGUCAGGCUAAAGAGAAACAGGACACAACUCCUUUCAUAAGCAAGAGGCAAGGCACCCUUUUUCCUGGGGACAGUGGUUAAGAAGACACAGUUUUUUGCUUAUGGAAAUUUCAUACUCCCAUUGAGAUACCAUAAUAUCCUUGGUGAAAUAGCCUCGUAUUCUUUAUUGGUUAAAAUCUGAGUGCUACACAAUAAAACAUGUCUAUAAGAUGAACAAAGUCCUAAUUGCUCCUCCCUCUGAUAAUUACUUUCCUUCUAAUCACAGAGUCAUUAUAAUGGAAACGGAGAUAAGAAUUUCACUUCUUCCUAUAACUCACAAGGAAACAAGGAGAUUGAAGCAGAUCUCUUCAAUUUUCUCCUUUCAAAUAUAGCCAAUUAAAUAUUUGCUGGGUUUUAACAUUAUCACUAUCAUACACUGUUAAAUGAGACAAUAUUACACAUUGUAUUAUAUUGUCAUAUUUUAAUAGAUCAUGGCUAAUUAUUAUAGAUCAUAACGUUACAAUCAACAUAAUUUCAUUAUAAUUUUACAAUAAUCAAAUAGAUUGUUUUAUUAUUUCCAAAAAGAAUAGCGAAAUAACUUCAGAAUGAAACAAUAUUUCAGAAUUAGAUUUAUAACUGAAAUUAGAAUUAAAAUGCAUGAAGCAGUAUUUGAUAUAAUUUAAACACAUCAUCACCAGGGCUGAUCAAAUUUAUGAUUUUUUUCAAACUUUUUUUCACCUUUAAAAUUGUUGUUUAUAAUCUAGCAACAUCCAGCUUGUAAGAGAAACUGCUUUUCUCCAGCAUAUCUUUACAAGGGUUUGCCAAAUUUUACAAUAACAAGUAUUAACAUUUAUACAGUUUGUCGUAAACCAAGUAGGCUGUUAAGGCUUUGGGGUGCUGAUAUUUCCAUAUUCCCCUUUAGACAGGUGAAAUCUCCUGGCUAGCAAAUUAUACAACCUGGCAGAAUUCUAUUUCCCAGCAUUGUAGCUCUUCCUCUCCUCAAAACUGUAGCUCUUUAGAAGAAAGACAAGAUCUCAUUUUAGCAAUACUGUAUUUCCUUUCAAAGAACUGCAUCCAUUUUUGUCCCCAUCCGAAGUCCUGAUCGUAUCUUUUGUGUCCAUUUCAUCCACUCCUACACCCACCGGCUCUUCAGGGAAGCAGCUUCACAUUUAACUUCCCCCCAGCUUCAGGAGCCAAAUAUUUCCAGCUGCAACUUUACAGAGCAGCCACAUGAAGUUUAGUAUAUGGAGAUUUUACCUGUCCUCUUCAUAGCUUGAGCUGAGCCUCCUUUAACAAUCACAUUCCACGUUGUUUAUGGAAGUACAGUCAUCCCUCGCUGUGUUGCAGUUCACUUAUCGCAGAUUUUUGUUUCGUGGAGUUACACUUAUCAUGGUGCACUAUUGGCUGAUGGAAUGAAAGGCGACUAAGCACAGUGCUGAGUUUUGUGUCCCAGGCCUUCCUCUUCUCCAGUUCAGCCCACAACAACUAAGAACAAACCUCUCUAUUCCUGUAUCUGAACGAGGGAUGUCAGUCUGUGCCCUGAGGCCCCCCUCUCAAGAUUAGGAACUUUUCCAAGUAAAAGCCCCCUCAGUGUUUGCUCUUCUCCUGUGGAAGUUCAGCUGCUGAGCACAGGGAAUGUCUUUACUUUGGUGUUGAUGUUCUCCAGGCUGUUUGUAUUUUCCUUAGCUCUGUCCUGGGCACGAGGAAGAAUUUCCUAAAUAAUUUCUAUGUAGAAAAGGCCCAGCCCCCUUCCCAUCCUUUACCAUCUGCUUCCUCCUUCCCACCUCUCUCAGCCCUCACACUCCCAACCUCCUGUGUUUAGAUCCUCAGUCACAUAGGAAAUAGCUGAACCAAGAUCCCCUCUGAUGUCCUGUGCUGAGAGAAGAAAGGAGGCGGCUGGUCAUCCUGAAGGUCAGCCAUUCAUCUUUCUUCUGUUCCCCAUGAGAGAUUCAUUCAGAGCACCUGGGUUCAAAUUCUGGCCUUGGCAUGUGUCUAUCUUUUCUGGGCCUCAGUGUGUUCUGUGAAACAAAGGGGUUAGCCCAGGUGACAUCCAACAUCCCUUUCAGGGGAAACUCAAUGAACACAGGAGAUAACCUGAGUCCACACACACACACACACACAGAGCCACUGGCACAUGAGUGUUAUAUGUUUGGGAACAAGCAUGGUACAACAGGAAGCAAGCCCACUGGGCUUGGACUCAUCAGUCCCUGGUUCAAAUCCUGUCUCUGCCACUUAUUAUUGCCACAGUUGUAGCAGGCAGGGGACAAGCUUGGAUAAUUUAAUAUGCUUUCACUAAGAUUUCAUUGUUUUGUUCACACACACUGAGGGUCAACAGCUGUUGCAAUAGCAAGAAUGGGUCUGAGACCACAGGAAGGGAAAUAUGCAUGGAAUCAGGAGGCUGUGAGGUAGCAUUGCCCCUGAAACACUUAAGUGUCUGUGCGACCCUGGGAAGUCACUUCUUCUCUGCCUCACUUUCCCCAUUUCCAAACCAGGGCAUCUACCUGUUGUGAGAGGAUUCCCAGCUGGGUGUGGCAAGGCUUACUCAGCCCAAGAAUGGGUGACUCACAACAAAUCUUAGAAAUGUUAUUCUAUUUGAGAGAUGUUCUAAGAGUAAUGUCAUUAAGAAAAAGGAUUAAAUGGUGGGGAGGCAGAGUGAAGGUGGGAAACUCCCUGCAGGGGCAGGGGGAUCAAGCUUAUAUACACUGGAGCCAAAGAGGGGAUUGCAUGACAAAGGGGAAUUAGAGAAUGUGAGGAGGAAGAACAAGUCGGGGGAUCCUGAGGUUUGACUGAUGAUGUCUCAGGAACCUCUACAUAUGACACCUCAAGAUUUGGGGUGCAGCCAAAAUGGCACCUGUUGUCAGUGAUAUGUCUGUGGGGAGAAAUCUUGGUGUUGGAGAUGUGAUCCAGAAAGGUGCGUAUGAAAAGGCAGCUUUCAAAGGGAGAAAUGCAAAUUGCCAACUAGUACAUGAGUAAAAAAUAAGUUUUUUUCUUUUUCACCUUGAAAAAGGAAGAUCAGUCAGGGAGAAUAUAAAUGCAAUUAAAAAAAAAACAAGCUUAAACAAAAGUGUUAGGAAUCAAUACUAGAUAAUAGCCAACUAAGUUGGCUCUGGGCUCCAUCUUGUCCCCAUGCAGCUGACAAAAAUGAUGGAGGAAAAUCAAUGUUGGAAGAGUUUGGGGAAAUUAGACAUUUUUAGUAACUAACUGGUAGUGAAACUGUGAUAUGUAAGGGUUAAAUUUAAUGGUUGGACAAUAAUUUUUAUUAAAUUAGGUAGUUGACAAUAUUAUAUUUCAAGUCAGAAAUUUAUUUACAAAUAUUUACAAAAUGGAGAGGAAACAAUAAAGUAGAGAGAUGUAAAGAGGUUAGAAAGGUUAUCUAUCAACUUAAAUGUUUACUCCAGGUCGGCUUAGUCCAGGUAGAGAUUAAUUAGUUCUCAACCAGGAAGACUGGUAGUGAGUAACCACACAGCCUCAUCCAAGAUGGAAGCUAGUCUCUUAAGAAACUAGGAAAGGAGUUAAACUUUCACUCACCCAAUGAAGUAGUCCAGGAGACAGUAUCUAAGUUGAAGCCAAGCUCAAAGCCCAUGAUCCAAGCCAAAGUCUCCAGCAAAACUCCCUUGAAGAUUCUCCCCAGUCAGAAGACUAUCUCUAGAAGAUAAUCUCUUCAGACUAUCUUCUCAAAGACAAUCUGCUCUGAAGGAGUUUGGGACUUGCUUUUAUGGUGACUUCUUGUCUCUGACCUGUUUCACAAGGACCAAUCACAGUUCCCAAAUUGUCUAGUACUGCCCAGGAGGCAGUGUCUGGGAUCAACUUCUCACCUUCUGAAGCUUAAGUUCUGAUCAAAAAGAUUCAAAGCUUAGGGUGUGAAUUUUCUAAGUAUCUUGCUAGCUUCUCAGUACUAAAUAGGGUAUUCAAUCUUUUGUUGAUUCAAUUUAAAAGUAGACAAAGGAGAGUUAAUUCUGUUUUUGGUCUACUGAGUUACUAAAUAGGGGUACUUACUUAGUGUUAACUCAAGAUAGACAAUAAAGAAUUCUCUUUCACAGACAUCACCCCCAAAUCAUGAAAAUAGCUGUUCUCUGACUCAGUGAUAAAAGCAGCAGUCAUAUUCCCUUGAAGAAAGGGGGGGGGGCGGAAAUCAACUUUACAAAAAAGUUGGUACCAUCUCCUUUUGUCUCAUCAAUGAACUGGUAAGUGAGGGAUGUCCCACAUGGAGCAACAACUGAAAUUGUGGUAUAUGGAUGUUAUGAAAAAAACGUCUAUCUCCUAAAACACAGUUUCAGUAACAUCUGUGAAGUGCUUUAUGAACUAAUGCAGAUUUCAUCAAGUAAAUGAUAAGUCACAUUGUGAAGGCAAACAAUUUGGAAAGAUGCCACACUUCUUAUUAUUUUAAUGAUUCACCGGUAUACUAGGGACUUAUCUGGAUCUAUGUAAUCUGCCUCAUGACAGAGAGGAGGACACCAGAUGUAGAAUGAAAAGUACACUUUGGGAACUGGAUAGUGUGAGAAUUUUUUUUCCUUGUCUGUCAUUUUCCUACAAAUAUUUUAUUUGCUGAUUUUUUUUCAACUUUGGUUAGGCCUUGAUAGCAGCAUGAGGGAGACUAGGAAUAGAAUUCCUCCCUCCCACUCUCUAAGCCAUAAUAAUCAGGAAGGAAAUUAAUGGAUAAUAAAACUAUUAGGGCAUUUAAUUAUGCAGUGGUUAGAGUACUGGGCCUAAAGUCAGGAAGACUGAUUUUCAUAAGUUCAAAUUUAGUCUCAGAAAUUUAUUUGCUGUGUGACUCUAGGUAAGACACUUAAUUCUGCUUGCCUCUUUUCCUCAUCUGUGAAAUGAGCUAGAGAAGGAAAUGGUAGACCUCUUUAGAAAAUCCCAAGUGGGGUCACAAUAAUUGGACAUGACUCAAGUAAUUAAACAAUAAUGAACACAAUCCACCCAAAGGAAUGGGAAGAGCUUUGAGAGUACUAUGAUGAAUGCUUUAUUACUAAAAAAAAGAAAUCAAACUUGGCAUAUUAAAACUUGUUUCAUGUACCAUGCCUUUUCCCCCCCUAUUUUAUGGGUUUUUUUAAGAUACUUGUUUUGUUUUAAGUUUGUGAUUUUCAGAUUUAAAAAAUCAAUCACAGACUUCUUUUUUGGUCACUUCCCCACCAAUUUUGGAGGCAAAAUUAUUUUCAUAGUAACCUAAGUGUUUGGUAAACCCAAAGAUUCAAGCUUUUGGAGGAAAAAUUCAUUAUUUAAUUAAAACUUCUGGGGAAAGUAGGAAAUAAUAUGGCAGAAACUAGGCAUAGGCCAACAUCUAAUAUUAUAUACCAAUACAAAAGUAAAAAUAGAUACUUGAUCUCGAAAUGGAGAGUGAUGUCGUAAAUAAAUUAGGGAAAUGCUGAAUAGAAUAGCUGCCAGACUUAUGAUUACAGAAGAAUUUGUGACCAAAGAAGACAAAGAGAAUAUGACAAAAAUUGAAAGAGAUAAAUCUGAUUGCAUUAAAUUAAAAAGAGGUUGUAUAAAUAAAAUCUAUGCAACCAAGAUUAGAAGGGAAACAAAAAAUAUGGGGGAAAAUUUUAUACCAAGUGUCUCAUUUCACAAAGAUAAAGAGAAUAGACUCAUUUAUAAAAUUACAACUCAUUCCCCAAUUUAUAAAUGGUCAAAUUAUAUAAACAGGCAGUUCUUGAUGAAGAAAUUAAAAUUCUCCAUAAUCAUAUGAAAAGAUGCCCCAAACCAUGAUUGAUUAGAGAAAUGAAAAUUGAAAUGCCUCUGAGAUAGCAGUACCUUACACCUGUUAGAUUGGUUAUUAUAACCAAAAGAGGAAAAUGACAAGUUUAGAAGAGGGUAUGCAAAAAUUGAGACUAAUUCACUGGUGGUGAAACUCUGAACUGAUGUAACAAUUCUAGAGAGAAAUCUGGAACCAUACCCAAAGAGUCAUAAAACUAUGACCUUUGACCAGUGUUAAAUUUUCAUUGGUUGGACUUAAUAUUUAAAUUGGUGGUUGCCAGGGAUUUAAUUUCUAAGUCCCAAAAUGAAUUACUAAAGUAAAAUGGAAUUAUGGUAGUUUAUUUUUUAAUAGAGGGAAAGAUAUUAAGGAAGUGAUAAAAGGGGAGAGAGAGAAAGAGAGAAAGCUCCCCCUUUCUCUGAGCCAGGUAGAAAUUUUAAGCUCCAGUUAGGGGAAAAGAAGUCUCAAGAGGAUGGGCCUUUCUUGGAGGUUCACACCUCCAGAAAGGCAAGGAAACUAGGUCAGCCUUUCACUCACCAUGGUGACCAUCUAAAAGGGAAGCAGUCUGAGGUCUCCUGCACGAGCUCCUCCAGGGGUCCAGUUCCACAACCAAGUGUCUUUAUUCCAAGUCUGAGUAUCUGUCUUCCUGUCUCCUCCACGUGACUCUUCUAUAUUCUUGAUUUCCCUUGUGUGUCUCUGUUUCCUCUAUUUAAAGACCUUUUUCUCUUGUGUCACCUCCCCUAAAUUUUACAUCUACCAAUCACAGCAGAUGCUCCUCUCCAGGACUGCCCACUCAGUGUAUGAAAUGGCUGUUCAUACCUUUUUUAGUUAGUUAUACCUUUUCUGAUUAGUUAACACCUUUUUUGGUUAGUUCACCUUUUGUAAUUAGUUAACACCUUUUUGUAGUUAAAACAGGUAGAUCUACUUUAAAUACUGAGUUAACACUUUGGGGAUUAAAAUCUAAAAAUAUACAGGGGAUUACAAUUUAAUCUUCACAAUCAAGGAUGAGCUAAAUUCCUUCAUGGUUACAAUCAGGAAAGCCAAAUCCAAUCUUCACACCAGUAAUACCACUACACAUCUAUAUCCCAAAGAGAUUCAAAAGGGGGAGGGGAGGAGAGAUAUACCUGUACCAAAACAAUUUUAGUAGCUUUUUUCAUGUUGGCAAAGAAUUGGAAACAGAAGUCCAUCAAUUGGAGAAUGGCUAAACGAGAUAGAAGCUUGUAACAGUAUACGAUUGUGCCAUAUAAAAUGAAAACAGGAUGAUUCCAGAAAAACAUGGAAAGACUUCUAUGAAGAGAUGCAGAGCGAAGGCCAGGUGCCCAGAGAGGGCUCAUGGGGGUUGGAAUGUACUUUGUCAAAGAUGACCUGAAAAGAAGCCCAGGUCAGAAGUGUUCUGACCACCCCAUGACCUAUAAGUUGCAACAAGAAUGGCUCCCUAGAGUGGCUGAACAAGUUGUGGUAUAUGAUAGUCAUGGAAAAUUCUUGUGCUAUCAAGAAUGAUGAAUCUGUGGAUUUCUAUACCCACUGGAAAGAUUUCCAUGAAUGAAAAAUGCGGAACCUGGAGAUCAUUGUAUAUGGAAACAGAAACAUUAUGGGAUGAGCAAAGGUAAUUGACUUUGCUAUUAAUUUCAAUACAAUGAUCCAGGACUGUUUUGGGGGAGUUAUGAGAAAGAAUGCUGUCCACAUCUGGAGAAAGAACUGUGGGAGUGGAAAUAGAAGGAACCAUGUGAUUGAUUUAUCACUUGUUUCUAUGGGUAUGUGGCUUGGAGUUUUGGUUUUAAAGGAUUAUUCUUUUUGAAAAAUGAAUAAUGUGGAAAUGGGUUCAAGUGAUUAAGUGUGUGUGUGUGUGUGUGUGUGUGUGUGUGUGUGUGUGUGUGUGUGUGUGUGUAUAACCCAGUGAAAUUUCUUGUCAGUCUGGGAGGGGGGAGUUGUGAGGGGAGGGAGAAAACAUGAAUCAUGUAACUAUAGAAAAAAAUUUAAAAAUAUUUUAAAAAGAAUGACUCCCUAUAAGUCUCCCAAACCUCUGAAAAUUCAUCUUUUUGCCUUUAAACACCUGCCAAUGUCAAUUGUGAGUCUUGGAUUCAACCGGAGAAUCUGCAGACAUUUAGCCCUGUGAUCUCUACUCACUAUCAAGCCGGAUCUUUACCCGGCAGGGACAUCUAGCAUUUUAUGCUUCACAUGAUUGCACAUGUAAAAUCUGUAUAAGAUUGUUUACCAUCACUUGGCGACAGGGAGAAAAUUCAAGACUCAAAUGUUUUUUAAAAUAAAUUGGAAAAAAUAAAAUAUCAAAUGAGGGAGGAAAGGAGGAGUGUGCUCAGUAGAGAAAAUAUUCUUAGUGCAGCGAAAGCUCUACGAGCACUGGCCAGAGCGAAGGCUUCACCUCAGCUUCCUACUGGACUAUACAUUGGAGAAGUCAUGCUGGAAGCCACACUUGAGGUGUCUGAUUCACAGGAAAGAGCUCUUGCUGCAGCCCAGACUCAUUCGGUCUUCCUAGAGAGGAAACAUCAUUAAACAUCCCAAAUUUCAUAAUGUGCAUAAAAUACGACAAUGAUAAAUAAUUUUUUCUCUGAAAUCCUGUUUGUCAUUCUUCCUCAAUAUUUCACGGCAUUCACAUAUAAUUUCUUCAAUCAUUCAGUAAAAUAUUAGUUUAUUUUACAAUGACCUUUCUUCUGCUCACAAAUAUCCUGAUAAAGUCAAUAGGCUAAAACCUAAGGACAGUCGAGUCACUUUCCUUUGGAUUCCAAUGGAUAUUUAGAACAAGUAAGUGAAGACUUGGUUGUUAUAGGUUUGAGCUCUUCAUUUGCAACCAAGGAAACCAAUUCAAAUCCUGACUCAGAUGCCCCUUAGCUCUCUAAACUCGAAAGGAGGAAUAACCUCUCUGUGCCUCAGUUUAUUCAUCUCUAAAGUGAAGAGGUUGGACUCAGUGGCUUCCAUGGUCCAUUCCAACUCUAAUUCUGUGUUCUCUUAGGAGUAUAUUCACAUGUAUCUUUCCCAUAGCCUCAUCCAGUAUUCCAGGAAGAAGGCCACAAGUCUGAAGCUCCUAGAAAGCCCUCUUUAGAAAUAAAGAUCUUGAGAAAUUAAAGGGAUCAGGAGUGGAAUAUGGAAAAGAAAAUGAAUAUUAGGAUCUCAUGUUCAAUCAAUCCCCAAACCUCCACUACUAGGCCAGGACUUACUAACCAUUUCAAAAUGGCGGAAACAUUGGAAAGUAGUCUGGCAGAAAAUAGAUGUGGAUCAUUAUUGGAUUUCUUCACCUGAAAACUACCUAUUCAUAUUCUUUAACCAUUUGUCAUUUGGGGAAUGGCUUGUAUUCACAUGAAUUUGACUUUGUUCUUUCUCUAUUUGAGGAAUGAGCCCUUUAUCCGAGAAAUUUGGUAUAAAACCUUCCCCCCCAUUUACUGUUUCCCUUCUAAUCUUGCUGAUGUUGAUUAAUGAUCCAUUUUACACCUCAGAAUGUUCUCCCUCAUUUGGUCAUCAGUUCUUCCCUUCUGCACAGAUCUGACCGGUAGGCCAUUCUGCGUCCCUGAAGUUCCUUAGAGCAUCGCCUUGUAUGUGGCAGUCAGAUACCCUUUGGGACUCCCUCUCGACAUGGGCCGGGAGCUCUUCUGCCAUGCUGUGCUCUGCUUUUGCCAGCAGUUUUUGUCCAAUAGUGGAUUCUUAACGGAAAAGCUGGAUCUUUGGGUUGAGCAAACGCUUGAUGACGAAGGUCUCUGACUCCUCUGCUCCCUGGGUCGGUCAUUCUGUGUCCUCGCCAGUGCCGGCUUGUCUGGAAGAUGACGGCUUUCCAAUAAAUCCCCUCUUUGAUCCGCCAUCGCCAUCGCUCUGCCGUGACCCCUCACUGCCUUUCAUUGAUUUCCUGGACCUUCUUGAUCUUUUGUUCUCCCAGACAAGUUCUGUGAUGAUUUUUUCUAGCUGGUAGUUUCAACGGUGACACUGAACAGGUCGAUUGGUUUGGGCAGGACGUUAGCUCGGCCCAUCCAUGAGCAACGGUUUUUCCUGUUGUUGAGCUCUGAUCGUGUCUGUGUGAAAAAUGUUUUGUAACUGGGUUUGCUUGGCUCCCAGAUUGUUCUAUAUCCUAGACUGUCUGCGAUGGUUUUAAAUGGUGUUUCUCCUUCUAGCUCUUGUUCCUGGGCUUUGUUGGGCAUAUAGAGAAAGGCUGACAAUCCCACUGGCUUUAUUUUGUAACCGGCAACUUUGCUAAAGUUGUUACUUAUUUCCGUUAGUUUCUUAGUUGAUUUUUUAGGCCUCAGGCUUUAGCGCCCAGAGGCCCAGGAGACCCCAGGAAGCAGCUCUGUCCCCCCCUCCCCCAUCCUCUCUGGACCAGCUUCCCCCCAGCCCCGGCUCAGGCUCUUACUGUCUGGAUCUCACCAUGGGGGAAACUGAGGCAAAGGCUGGGAAGGGCCUUGGCCAGGCUCCCCAAGCUGGGCCGUGUCUGAGGCCAGGUUUGAGCUCAGAUCUUGGGGGUUCCAGGCCCAGGAGGGCAGCUCCGGCUCGAUUUCUCCUCUAGGGAGAGGGUUGCCCCUGGGGCACCCCCAGAGCAGAAGGAGUAGCAGGAAGUUCAGAGAGAUCUCUGGAGGAGGGGAAGCUCUGGGAGGAGAGCUUUGAGCCUAGGCCCUGGAGGGUCAGUGGCUGCCCUGUGCCUCAGUUUCCUUCUCUGUCAGAAGGGGGAUCCUAGCAUCCCCUCCUCAGGUCCUGGGGAGGAUGGAUCCAUUCCCUGAUCAGUCAAUCAGUAGGCAUUUAUUAGGCACCUGCUGUAUGCCAGACUCUAGUCUGAGGCAGCCUCCAGUGGAAAGUAGCAGCUGGGCAGUUCAGUGGAGUCAGGUCCAGAGACGGGAGGUCCUGGGUUCAAAUGUGACCUCAGACACUUCCUAGCUGUGUGACCCUGGGCAAGUCACUUGAUCCCCAGGCCUAGCCCUGCCCCCUCUUCUGCCUUAGAGCCAAUGCCCAGGGUUCAUCCUAAGGUGGAAGGAGAGGGUUUAAAAGAAAGCAUCAGGGCAGGGCUGGAAGGGGAAAUGGGGGUUGGGGCAGACAGCUGCAGUUCCUUUAUAGUCCCUCCCCCAGGAGGCCUCUAGCUCCAGGGAUCCAAGCAGCCGGACUCCAUUUCCCAGAAGACCGCUGUGAUGACAUCAUGCAAGUCUUUGGCCCGCCCCCAGGGCGGACUCCACUUCCCACAAUACCUGUUCUCUAGGCAUGCUGGGAAUCUUAGGUGGGCCGGUCCUCCGCUGGGCUUCUCGGGCCUUUGCGGCGUGCGAGGGGGAGGAUUGGGGGGCCCCCGCUCUGGCAGCUGAGGCUUUCCCUAACUCCUGGGGAGCGGGAAGACCUCGGAGGACCCAUUUCGGGCGCCCACCGAGGACGUCUCCCCCCUCGGGGCUGCCACCUCCUGAAGCACCCCAGGGUGGCCCCGCAGAGAGCCCGCAGCCAGAGGAAUGGCCCCCGUGACCCCGAGGCCCCCCUCCCAGACUAAGGAACUCUGAGCGGAAGAUCCAGACUUGUCAUUGUGUUAGUGAAAGCUGGAGGCGGCCCCUCCCCCAGCCUGGAGCCUAUUCUGGAGAGCUGCUCACAGACAACCAGAAUGGUAAGAACCGCAGAGGGGUUUGGGCAGGAGGGUUUGGAACACGUGAUACAGAGUGCAAAGUUCAGCCCGAGGUCAGAGAAGAGAAUGGACUGAGUCGUGCAGAGGAGCCUCUCGUGGGCAGAAACCUGCGAAGGGUCCUGACCAGCCGAGGCUGUGUGGCCUCCUCAGGCCGUCUCUGUGCUCUGCGUUCCCGGACAGCGACACAGACCUGAAGCUGCUGACAUUCUAAUGCACCAACCUCCACCCCUUCCAGCGCUGCAGCCUUUAUUCCACUCUUGACAGACACACUCGGUAGAAUGACUGGUUCCUGAUCACUAAUGUAAAGGCACUGAAAGGACUUUCCUCUCACUGUGUACGAGAUCCGUUGGAGGACGUCAGACAGAGGGCGGGUCCAUGGAGGCCUUGUAGAGACUUUCGCCCAGACCUGGAGGAAUCCUCAGGCGCAGAGGCUGGGGGGACAGUAGUGAAGGCCGGGAAGAUGCACGGCCAGGAACAAGGAAGUCCCCGGUCGCUGCAUUCAGAGUAGGGAAGGGAAUAAGGGGAGAGGGAAGCUGCUGGGCGGGGGGGGGGGGGGGGGGGGGGGAGGGGGGGGGGGGACCAGCCUUGCAGGUGGCUGCCCAGCCCCGGGGUGCGUUAGGUGCCUAGGAGGAGUCUAGGCUGAGGAGGGCUCACUCUGGUGCCAGUGACAUUGCAGAGGGCAGAGUUUGGGGCAGAGUCUGGAGGUCCUGGCCUUGGGCGCCACUGGAGGACAGCCCAGAUCUCGGGCUGUCAGAGGCAGGGCAGGUGGGGCACUGGGGGCCACCAGGAACCAGCCAGAGUAGACAAGUUCUGAACAAGCAGCUUCUGCCUUCCUUGGGACUGAGGUGUCUGCGUCCUUCUCGGAGCCCAGGUUUCUCUGCUUUCCUUCAGGCCUGACACCCUCCUGCCUUCUGCUUCUGGCUCUGCCCUUUGCGCCCAGCUUUAUCUUUCCUGCCUGAACUCUGAUGUCCGUCAGGCGUGUCAGGAGCAAUUCUGCGUCCCAGACCAGGCUGCAGGGGCUGCUCUCUGCCCUGCUCCUGUUGUGGGAGAGGAAAUGCUGGUUCUGGCCCAAAGAAUGUUGACAUAAAGGUGUCUAUCAAAGGAUGUUACAUAUAGUGUAGUCAUGGGGAUGGAAAAAGCUAUUGCAGGGUGUGGAAUAAGCCCUCAGAUGAUUGUAGAGGACAGUGGAAUGUCCCCUGUGGGGUUUCAGGUUUCUAGAAUGUAAUGAGGUUCUGAGGAAUUGUGUCUCCCCAUGCUUGGAAACUCUCAGCCUUUCCUCAGGCUAUUCCUCCCCUGGAUGUCCACGUGGCAUUCCAUGAUGGAAAAUAGGAAGUGGGUCAGGAAGGGGUGAAAUGGAAGAGUUUCCAAUCCCAAGUAUACCCUGUGUUUUCCAUAGAGCACAUGGGAAAGUAGGAGAGCCCUGCCAAGAGGCGUGUGAUUGUCUGAUCUGGCCACUGCCUUGUCCCUUAUUCCUCAGUCAGCCUCUUCACUUCUUGACCCUUGACCCCAGGUUUCCAUAGUUACAGGGCAAGGCUUCCAUCCUUUGUUUCUCGUAAAUGAACUGUUUCUGAAAAUUAAGGUUGGAUUGUGGUAUUUUUGUGGAAUAAAUUUCUCUUUAACUUGGC